UGCAGGUCUAGAACAAAGCUAUAGUUGGCAGGUUCGCGGUCGAGGGUUCAGGACCCCAGGGCCUGGACUCGAAAGGAUGGGGAUAUGAGAUGUUGCGGUGCUUAUAAGAUACAGGGAACCGGGAGUUCUCGUGGCUUCGACAUCGUUCUCUACUGAUUUACUUAUUUUCUGCAUCUAUCUGCAUUCUGGUCUGGCUUCUGCCUCUUCCUUCUAUCAUUCUUUCAUUGAAGCAACUCGCUCUUUUAUCGUUCGUUAACUAAACAUAACUUCUCAUAUCCUUCCCCAUCGGAAGAAAGGUCUUCAAGUCUUAAUAAAUAAGUUCUCCAUCAAUCUAUCAUUUACCAUCUUCGAUCGGAACCCCACCGUCGUGUUCAAGUCCACCACUCCUUGUCAGGAAUCACAUCCCGGAACAUAAUAUCAAACGGGUAAAAGCAAUGAAGAUAUCUUACCUCCUCCCCAGGGUCCUCAUCCUCGCCGUUCUAAGCGCGGCUGGUCCGCUGCCAAGAGGCGACGUACACAGACUACUUGAAAGAAGGACUCAGGUAGUGCCGGAUCUAGUUACGAUAAUCCCGGUCCCGGAUCCAACAGCUUCCGAUUUGACAGUUGAGAUAGGAGGGACGGGUACUUUGUCAACGUCGACGGGGGGAACGACGAGUUCGAGUAAAGGGACGGAAGGGUCUGGGGGAAUCACGACGGUGUCAAGUUCGAGUGGUUUUAGUUCCACAGUGUUGAGUGGGGGUGGUUCUGCUACUACGACGAGCGCUCUUACGUCUACGACGGCGAGUCCUGGUAGUCCAGUUGCUACAGAAGAGAGUUCAACAGCGAGUUCAAGUGCCACGACGUCGACCGGGCUGAGUUCGAGCGGCAUUCCUACUACGGCGUCAAGUUUCGGUGACUCUAUCACUACAGAAUCAAGCUCAACGUCGAGUCCAAGUGCUCUUACGUUGACGGCGUCGAGUCCCAGUGGUUUUAUUGCUACAGAAUCGAGUUCAAGCGGCUUCACUACUCCGACGUCAAGUUUCGAUGGUUCUAUUACAACAAAAUCGAGUUCGGGUGACUUCAAAUCCACACCAAGUUCUAGCGGUUCCCCCACUACGACAAGCUCUAGUGUACUGUCCCCGACAGCACAGAGUCCAACUACUCCCAUCGCCACAGUAUCGAGUCCAAGUGCUAGCCCUACAAUAUCCAGCUCUAAUAUCUUUCUACCGCCAUCCGCCGUCGGAAAUAAUGGCACGGCAUUCAGGCCUACACAAUCUCCAAGCUCUCUUACUUCAAUAACCUCAGAUACUUCAAUUCUGUCACCCCAACCGUCACCAAUUCCGACUGAAACAUCAACAGGAAUACUCGGUUCGAACUCUGCCACGAAUCUGAAUACACCUCUGAGUGGUGGAACCAACCCUUUGACAUUAUCAGGGCUCACAUCAUCUCCAAGCGCUUUCUCAGCAUCUGCGUCCACAGGACAAGCUCAACCGCGAAUAAGUGGACUACCAAUUCCGUAUAGCAAUUCCACUACCUCAAAAGCAGCCAGCCAAGUAGCAGGGGGGACGUCUCAAGCUGGACUUAGUUCCUCUACUUCGUCUCUCACGUCGGCGUCUGGCACCACAACCUCCUCCUUCCCCCCUGGAUCGGCUGCUCCAUUCGCCACCUUAUCCAUACCACGCAACACGAGCAGUACCGCUGAUACUACCAGCUCGUCAGUUCCAAUAUUCACACUCGCUAAUACGAAUUCAAUCCCUGAUACGGCCAGUUCGCCAGUCCCCGUAUUCACACUCUCUAACACAAAUACAAUCUCACUACCAACGAUCACUACAUUCUCAUCCACGACAGCAUCAGGCCUUCCGACGGUCUCAUCUCCAACUUCAGUCGCCGCCGCCCCACUCUCACCCCCAGCGGUAUCACCAUUUACUCUUUCAGCGCCGACAUCCAGUCUUCAGACACUCUCACCUCCAAGCGCAGCAGUCACCACAUCCUCCCUCGUCAAAACACCAUCCCCGUCCAGCACCCCAACAACAAUCUCCAGUGACUCCUUUACCGUCACAACAGCGCCCACAAUCCUCCCCGCCAGCCUCGCAACACCAACCUCCAUCACCCCCUCCCAAUACACAGCCAACCUAGCCGAAGCCCAAACCUACAACGCCUUCUUCACAACCCUCAACUUCUCAUCCCCCUGCUCCCCCGGAACUAUCGCUUGCAUUGCCAGCAACGUCGGGAAUUGCAACUCGGCUGGUAGUUUCGUGAUAGAUGUUUGUGCUUCCGGGACAGCGUGUUUCGCUAUGCCGAUGAAUGAUACGAGUGGUGUGGUGGUGGAGUGCACGGAUAAGCAGGUCGCUGCAAGUGUCCUGGGGGGCAAUACAGAGUCUUCUACUGGAGCGGGGUCUACGACUGGUGAGACUGGGAUUUCAACUACUACUGUACAAAUUACAACCUCGACCCCACUAUCCGCUCCAUCAUCCUCGCGCCUCAUCCCCGAGAUAACAACCGAAUCUUCACCCUUAAUAAGAAGCUCCUCGACGACCUUUAUCCUCUCCACCUCCUCCACAUUACCCCCCGCCCCCCUGUCGUCUACAUCCCCCUCCUCCUCUCCACCCACCACAAGUUCCACAACCUCCUCCCCCCAAACCAUAACCUUAACCUACAACCCCGUCAUAACAGCCACCACCACCCACCUCAUAACCCUAUCUUCUUCCCCCUCCUCUUCCUCCUCUUCUUUCCAAGGAAUCUCAAUAAUCCCAGUCACGGCCCCGGCUAACGUGGAUAUGUAUAAUUAUCAAGAUAUGUAUAAUUAUCAAGAUAUGUAUAAUUAUCAAGAUAUGUAUAAUUAUCAAGAUAUGUAUAAUUAUCAAGAUAUGUAUAAUUAUCAAGAUAUGUAUAAUUAUCAAGAUAUGUAUAGGUCUCACAGAAAAAGAAGAGAGAGAGAGAGUAUGUAG
This is a messenger RNA of Amorphotheca resinae ATCC 22711, 2927 nucleotides long. RefSeq lists its product as hypothetical. The coding region runs from base 435 to 2927 and encodes 830 amino acids. The transcript has 2 exons. The record is from RefSeq and is a predicted model, not a curated record. NCBI's taxonomy places the organism in Eukaryota, Fungi, Ascomycota, Leotiomycetes, Helotiales, Amorphothecaceae.